Molecule: messenger RNA, 4933 nt
Organism: Dalotia coriaria
Lineage: Eukaryota; Metazoa; Arthropoda; Insecta; Coleoptera; Staphylinidae
Product: toll-like receptor 6
Exons: 1
Coding region: 282-4256 (1324 amino acids)
Biological process (GO): signal transduction
Cellular component (GO): plasma membrane
Molecular function (GO): protein binding
Source: RefSeq, a predicted model, not a curated record
CGUACGGAGUAGACGUGCUCGUGGACAAAAGCUGCGCGUUUUCUUACGACGUAAACCGAAAGUUAAAGUUCGUAGGUGUUCGUGCGGAGUGCACUCUUGACGUAUAAUUUUCUUUUCAAACACGAGAGCUCAAGUUUAUAAGUUUCGAAAAGACUGCAGUGUACGGAUAACGAUGUGUAGAAGUGAAGGAUCAAACUUAAAGUAACAUUUGAAAGUUGUAACGAAGUUUGGUGUUCGAUGGUGGAGUGACAAUUUGGUGAUUUCAAAAGACUGUGGCCAUCAUGAUUUGGUUAUUAGUGCUUCUUAGUUUGUGCGUCAGCGUGUAUGUUGAAAGCAGAACACUGACGUCUUUUGAGGAUGUGCCCCGUGGUUGCGAAUGGCAGUCGGUGUACGAUGUGGAGUUACAGGAGGAGCGUGUGCUCUCCUGUCAAAUCAGGACCAUUGAUAGUGCGGAUGCACUUCUUGCAAAUCUAACUCAAACACAAGCUGAUCGCGUUACAGCGAUGAAACUGGAAUGCAGCGACGUGCUCUUCUUCGAGAGCACCAUUGACUCCUCGGCGAGGAACGGGGCCGGUUUCCUCUCGAAAUUCCGCCGCCUGAAAGACCUCGGUGUCGAGUACUGCAAGAUCCGCAAUAUUCCAGCCGCGGGCCUCGCUAGUGUAAGACAUCUUAAACGGCUUUCGCUGCGGUCACACAACUCCGACUGGUCGGCGAUGACGCUGGAGCUGCACUCGGAAAGUUUCCGCGGCAUGUCCGAACUUCGUAGCCUGGAUCUAGCCGACAACAACAUUUGGAGCGCGCCUCAGGACUUGUUCUGUCCGCUCUUCAGCUUGGCCCAUCUAAAUUUGACGCGCAACAAACUUCAGGAGGUCGUGUCGCUGGGAUUCUCCGACUGGGGCAAUGGGCCUCUGGCGCCGGGACACGCCUGCGUCGGUGGGUUGGAGAUAUUAGAUUUGAGCGAUAACGACAUCAUUACGUUACCCGAUAAUGGGUUCAGCGGGCUGCGAGCUCUCAAACAAUUGCAUUUGCAAGAGAACGCGAUUUCCACACUUGGUGAUCGGGCCUUCGUCGGGUUGAACGCGAUGCAGUAUUUGAAUAUGUCGAGCAACUGCUUGGUUGCUCUACCGCCAGAACUUUUCCAGUCUUCUCGGGAACUGCGUUAUCUCUACUUGCACAACAAUACGCUGACAGUGCUCGCGCCUGGUUUAUUGGAGGGUCUUGACAAGUUGCAAGUUCUUGACUUAUCACGUAAUGAGCUGUCCAGCCAAUGGGUCAACAGAGAUACGUUCUCGGGUUUAAUACGCUUGGUUUCCUUGCAUUUAGCCCACAAUCAAUUGACUCGGAUCGACGCGAGUCUCUUCCACGACCUUUACACCCUUCAAUACCUGAACCUUGAGCACAACACUAUCAAUUUCAUCGCGGAAGGAGCUUUCGCCGAAUUAAAAAACUUGCAUACUCUGACUCUGUCGCACAAUCGUAUAUCUAAAGUCGACUCGCAAUUCUUUGCUGGAAUGUACGCGUUGAAUCAAUUGUUCCUGGAUGCGAACCACAUCGAACACAUUCACGCAGACGCCUUCGAGAACGUGACAAAUCUGCAAGAACUAGUGUUGAACGGUAACAUGCUGGGUGGCGUACCUGAAGGAUUGGGCAAGUUGACGAAUCUGCGAACGCUCGAUUUGGGCAAAAACCGUAUAGAAACCGUGAAAAAUUCAUCUUUCGAAGGACUAAUUUCCGUUUAUGGCCUGCGUCUGGUGGACAAUCACAUCGUGAACAUUUCCAGGGAUGCAUUUUCCACGCUACCAGAACUGCAAGUGCUUAAUUUGGCAUCGAACCGUAUCAAGUAUGUCGAACAGAGCGCGUUUGCCAGCAACCCGUUGCUGCGUGCGAUCCGAUUGGACUCUAACGAGCUCACGGAUAUCAGUGGUGUGUUCACGAAUCUAAAAAGCCUAGGUUGGUUGAACGUUUCUUCGAAUAACCUCGCCUGGUUUGACUUCAGCCACUUGCCACCAAGUCUCGAGUGGCUAGAUAUGCACGAUAACGAAAUUCCCGAGCUGGGUAAUUACUACGAUGUUUACUACAAGUUGAAGAUCAAAAUGUUGGACGUAAGCUUCAACCACAUCACCGAGGUGUCGGCGAAUUCGAUUCCCGAUAGUGUAGAGACUCUCUUCCUGAACAACAAUCGCAUAUCGAGCGUGAAGCCGGGCGCGUUCAGCACCAAAGCCCAUUUGGAAAAAGUGGUUCUUUACGGUAACGAUAUCAAGUAUUUGGAUCUUGCCGCGUUGAAUCUUGCACCGGUGCCUGACAACAAAGAUCUACCACAGUUUUUCAUCGGCGGCAAUCCAUUCUACUGUGAUUGUACCAUGGAAUGGCUGUUGAGGAUAAACCAUCUUAGUAAUUUAAGACAGUAUCCGCAAGUGCUUGAUUUGGACAGCGUGACCUGCGAGUUGGCACAUUCCAGAGGUUCACCACCACAACCUCUGCUGGAACUGAAGCCCUCGCAAUUCCUAUGUCCGUACACUACGCAUUGUUUUGCUCUGUGCCAUUGCUGUGAAUAUGACGCAUGCGACUGUGAAAUGACGUGCCCGACGAACUGCAGUUGCUUCCACGACCACACGUGGUCUUCCAACGUCGUGGACUGCAGCAACGCCGGUUACACCGCUGUCCCGGAGAAGAUUCCAAUGGACGCGACCGAAAUCUACCUGGAUGGCAAUAACUUGGGCGAGUUGGGCAGUCACGUAUUCAUCGGUAAGAAAAAACUCGAAGUUCUCUUCUUGAACAACAGCAACAUCGUGCAUGUACACAAUCGCACGUUCAACGGCGUCAAGUCGCUGAAAGUGCUGCACAUGGAGAACAAUCAUCUCGAAGAGUUACGCGGCUACGAGUUCGAUCAGUUGGAGCGUCUCAACGAGCUUUAUCUCGACCACAACAAGAUCGCGUUCGUCGGCAACAACACGUUCGGCAAGCUGCGCAAAUUGGAGGUGCUGAAGCUGGAUGAGAACAAGAUCGUCAACUUUACACCAUGGCAGCAAUUGGCGGCCGACACCGAGACGGGCGCACCGCCGCGCGUCACGCUCGACGGCAACAAGUGGUCGUGCGAUUGUAACUCUGUGGGGCGGCUGGAAGCGUGGCUGCGCGCCACGGGCGGCGAUGCGUCGCGAAUGUACUGCACGGAAAACGCCGCUAGCGGCGAAACGCUCGCCGAAGUGAUACGCCGCUGCGACAACACAGCGAACGCCGUCGCCACCUCCGUCAUUCAACGUGAGCAGAUCUUCAAGAACAACCCUCUGCUGGGUGGUACGUACGUGCCGCUCCUGGCCGCUACACUUAUCGCUGUGAUUGUUGUGUGCUUGCUCGCCGCGAUUGCAUUCGUCUACAGACAAGAUGUGCGACUGUGGGCGCAUUCGCGCUACGGAAUUCGACUUUUCCAUGAUAGCACCACCGCGCACGACAACGAAGACAAAGAUCGUCUCUACGAUUGCUACGUGGUGUACAGUCACAAAGACGAAGACUUUGCAGCGAGAUACAUCGCAUCCGAAUUAGAACAGGCCGGGUUUGCUAUGUGUCUCCAUUAUCGAGAUCUGCAUCUGAUGGGUGGUGCGUCCUACCUCGCUGAUGCUAUGAUAGGCGCUGCGGAUGCAUCGCGUCGCGUGGUCUUUGUGGUCUCGCCGGCGCUUUUGUGCAACGAAUGGGCUCGUCCUGACUUCCGUGCCGCGUUGCAAGCCGCUUUGCGUACCGGCCACCGCCACAAACUCGUGUGCAUACUAAGUGGCGAUCCUUUGGAGCCCAUGGACCCUGAAUUACGCGAUCUGCUGCGCGCGUGCACUGUGACACGAUGGGGCGAGCGACGGUUUUGGGAGAAGCUGCGCUUUGCAAUGCCGGACGUCAACAUGCGCUCGGUGCGACGCAAUAAGAAGCCGGCGGAAAUCAGAUGCAAAACGAAUGCGCGCUACACGCCGGCACCGACCGCGCCGGAAGCGUGGUUCAAAUACAACACCAUGCCGGGGGUGCACGCCGCACUUACGCCGACGCCCACGCAGAGCACGUACGUGUCCGGCGAGUCCGCCAGGAGCACCGAGGACGAGGGUGCAUCCAGCACCAGCAGCCAGCACUACGGGUCGGAUCAGCUGAACCACAGCUAUGUCUCGAUCGACAACCGCCCCCCGCAGUACUCGCAAUACCCACCGUGUCGUGAACCACAUCACGUCUACUCGACCAUUCCAGACACCCAACCUCAGACGCGGACGUACUUUGUUUAAUUGCCGGAUGACCCAAACGUUAACAGACAUUGUAAUCCAGUUACAAGGGUUCGCGCACCAGUUACACGACUUUAAAACCACGUUAAAAACUAUAAAGGCUGUUAUUCACUUAAUUAGGAACGUAAGCAAAUAUUCGAUUACGAAAACUACGUAAAAAUCUAUUUAAAUGUCACUAAGAUUAAGUAAUUGAGUCGAAUCAAGAUUUGUAUAAACUUUUAGGUUCUCUUGGCAUUAAUGGACUUAAUCCUCACGCAUUUCAGAAUAUCAAAUCAAAACAACAUUUUCAUAAUCGUGUAAAUAAUAAUUUGUAAAUAAUUUAUAGGGAUAUUUAUUUAUUUAAACUGAUGUACGUUUUUUCAAUCGAUUGAACCGCUGUAUUAAACAUUACACACAUUGUUAAAUUGUAUUAUGACGAAGAUGAUAUUGAAAUGCGCUUAUUAGUCACUAUGUUUUAAGAAAUAUUUUGUAAAUAUAGAUUUGUAUCUUAAACGACGAUUAUAAAUAUUAACGAGAGGCGCGGCGAACGAAAUGAUGAAUAUUAUUCAAGACUGUUUAUAUGUAAAUAUUAUUAUUAACAAUUAUAGUUGAAGAUAAUUUACGAAAGAAAAGAAAAUGCUCUUGUCGAUCGAAAAUGAACCAUUGUGAACCUAAUAAAACACGAUUCUUUUUAAUUUCAA